GGGGCGGCGGCCGUGCUGCUGGGGACGUCGGUGGCCUCGGUGGUGGCCUCGGUGUGGCUGGCGGGGGUGCUGGCCUUCAGCCUGCGGGACUUCUGCCUCGUCUGCAUCACCACCUACCUCCUCAACGGCCUCCUCCUCGCCCUCAACUGGCGCCGCUG
Nipponia nippon (crested ibis) is the source of this 158-nucleotide messenger RNA. The record is from RefSeq and is a predicted model, not a curated record. NCBI's taxonomy places the organism in Eukaryota, Metazoa, Chordata, Aves, Pelecaniformes, Threskiornithidae.